Messenger RNA from Anneissia japonica, 662 nucleotides. Its product is annotated as 40S ribosomal protein S13. Gene Ontology annotation, biological process: translation. The transcript is spliced from 5 exons. Gene Ontology annotation, cellular component: ribosome; nucleolus; cytosolic small ribosomal subunit. The coding region runs from base 45 to 500 and encodes 151 amino acids. The record is from RefSeq and is a predicted model, not a curated record. Gene Ontology annotation, molecular function: small ribosomal subunit rRNA binding; structural constituent of ribosome. Lineage: Eukaryota; Metazoa; Echinodermata; Crinoidea; Comatulida; Comatulidae.
GUACAAAGUACCACGUGACCUUUCUCUUCGUAAAAUCUGCCAUCAUGGGUCGUAUGCAUGCGCCUGGAAAGGGUAUUUCCAGUUCCUCGCUGCCUUACAGAAGAAGUGUGCCAACAUGGUUGAAACUGUCAUCAGAUGAUGUCAAGGAUCAGAUUUUUAAGCUUGCUAAGAAAGGGUUGACCCCCUCACAAAUUGGUGUCAUACUUCGGGACUCCCAUGGUGUAGCCCAAGUAAGGUUUGUGACUGGAAAUAAAAUCCUUCGUAUUCUCAAAUCUCAAGGCCUAGCUCCUGAUCUCCCAGAAGAUCUGUAUUAUCUCAUAAAAAAGGCUGUUGCCAUCCGAAAGCAUUUGGAAAGAAAUCGAAAGGACAAAGAUUCCAAGUUCCGUCUUAUUCUUGUUGAAAGCCGUAUCUACCGUCUGGCCAGAUACUACAAGACAAAAAGAGUUUUGCCACCCAACUGGAAGUAUGAGUCGUCAACUGCUUCAGCUCUUGUGGCAUAAAUAACUGUGAAUCGAAAUCACCAUGACAACCAACAAGCAGGAACCACGCCAAGUCGCAUAAGCUUCAUUUUCCUUUUGUAAAAAAUAUCAAUAAUUAUGAAAGAGUUUUUUUCCGUUCAUUGAUCAUCAAUUUUAAUAAAGGGACAGGAAGCAGGAAAAUUA